Struthio camelus australis is the source of this 532-nucleotide messenger RNA. The record is from RefSeq and is a predicted model, not a curated record. Lineage: Eukaryota; Metazoa; Chordata; Aves; Struthioniformes; Struthionidae.
GUGAGCCAGUUUCAUGUGUUUGCACACUGUACAGGGAGAGCCAUUCGCCACCAGAGGGACUUUGCAAGCAUCCUACUCCUGGAUCACAGGUAUGCACGCCCUGCCAUCUUUAAUAAGCUGCCACAGUGGAUCAAGGAGAGAACCCAGGUUAAACCUGCCUUUGGAUCAGCAUUUGCAGAGUUAAGAAAGUUCCAUCGAGGGAAAUCAGACACUUCGUGAUGGAGACCAGAGAACUGGUUUGUAGGUCAACUCUGUGAGCUACUGCUUCUGAAGAACAGCUGGUUGCUGCUUUUCUGUACCAAAGACUUUGUGAGGCUCUUCGUCUGCCUCCUUUGUGGACGGUUUCUCUUCAGUAUCUGAGCACUGUCAUGGUGAGACCUGCACCUUCAGCACCAUAACCAGGAAGGAAACCGAUUGUAGCCCUGACACUGGUGAAGGCAAUAUCAGGCUCUGAUUUGUUGCUAGCUGUUCAAGUUUUAUUUAAAUUGAUUAAAUAUUUUCAACCCAGACACUUAUCUGGGGGGCACCAUAA